Molecule: messenger RNA, 1400 nt
Organism: Parasteatoda tepidariorum (common house spider)
Lineage: Eukaryota; Metazoa; Arthropoda; Arachnida; Araneae; Theridiidae
Product: 26S proteasome regulatory subunit 6B
Molecular function (GO): ATP binding; ATP hydrolysis activity
Source: RefSeq, a predicted model, not a curated record
CAGCAGAAAUAUCUUGUCAGUAUGGUUACAGCUAAACUUCUGCAUGAUUCAUCUUAAAUGAAAUUUUCGUUUAUGUUUUUAUUUUGUAAACUACCGUCAUUAAGAAUUAAAAAUAAAGUAGUUUUUUGUCAAUAAAAUGGAAGAAAUCGGCAUUACUGUAAUCGAAAAGGAAGAUAUUAUUGGUGAUCAGAAACAUUCAGGACAUAUUACUGCUCCAUCCCCUGAUGAUUUUGAUAUUGAUGAUUUGUACACAAAGUACAAGAAGUUGCAGAGGCAGUUAGAAUUUUUAGAAGUACAAGAAGAGUAUAUUAAAGAUGAACAGAAGAAUUUGAAAAAGGAGUAUCUGCAUGCUCAAGAAGAAGUUAAACGAAUUCAAAGUGUGCCCUUAGUUAUUGGUCAAUUCCUGGAAGCUGUUGAUCCAAAUACUGGAAUAGUUGGGUCAACUACAGGAUCCAAUUAUUAUGUCCGUAUUUUGUCUACCAUUGACCGAGAACUGUUAAAACCUAGCUCAAGUGUAGCUUUACAUAAGCAUAGUAAUGCUUUAGUUGAUGUUCUUCCUCCUGAAGCUGAUAGCAGCAUAUCUAUGUUAAGAGCAGAUGAAAAACCGAGUGAAACAUAUGCUGACAUAGGAGGUUUGGAUAUACAAAAGCAAGAAAUAAGAGAAGCAGUAGAAUUGCCUUUGACACAUUUUGAAUUAUAUAAACAGAUAGGUAUUGAUCCACCUCGUGGUGUUUUGAUGUAUGGUCCCCCUGGAUGUGGAAAAACUAUGUUAGCAAAAGCUGUUGCUCAUCACACAACUGCUGCCUUCAUUAGAGUAGUUGGAUCAGAAUUUGUUCAGAAGUAUCUUGGUGAAGGUCCUCGUAUGGUAAGGGAUGUGUUUAGACUUGCAAGAGAAAAUGCACCAGCCAUUAUAUUUAUUGAUGAAAUUGAUGCUAUAGCUACUAAACGUUUUGAUGCUCAAACUGGAGCUGAUAGAGAAGUGCAAAGAAUUCUCCUAGAGCUUUUAAAUCAAAUGGAUGGUUUUGAUCAAACCACUAAUGUAAAGGUCAUUAUGGCUACCAAUAGAGCUGACACAUUAGAUCCUGCAUUGCUUAGGCCUGGUCGUUUGGAUCGUAAAAUUGAGUUUCCUUUGCCAGAUAGAAGACAAAAGCGGCUGAUCUUUUCUACGAUUACUACAAAAAUGAAUUUAAGUGAUGAAGUAGAUCUUGAAGAUUAUGUAGCUAGACCAGAUAGAAUAUCUGGUGCUGAUAUUAAUGCAAUCUGUCAAGAGGCUGGUAUGCAUGCCGUUAGAGAAAAUAGAUAUGUUGUCCUUGCUAAAGAUUUUGAAAAGGGUUAUAAGAACAAUAUUAAAAAGGAUGAAUCUGAACAUGAAUUUUACAAAUAAAAUGUUUCAUCUGCAA